AUGUUUAACUCUCCGUUGAAGCCUGUUGUGAAGAGACCAGUAGUGAAACAGCAACUUCGUCAUCACAGUCAACGAUUUUCAACCUCUCUUUCAUUGUUUGAUCCUCUUCCAUCUCAAAACGAUUCUGAAACAGUUGCAGCAAAAAAGCCUUAUCGUCUUGAUUUAUACAUUUCCUAUUCAUCCCGAUUAACAAGACAUUCAUCAUCAAGCUCUUCUCAAUCCAAAGAAUCUUCAUGCUCCACUCCCUCUUCAUUCACUCUUCAUCAUGAACUCAUGUUCCGAAAAUUCAUUCCUCUUGAAAAACAUUUCCAUUCGAAUUAUGAUCAUCAUUAUCGGAAUGUGUGCAUGAAAGCCUUGUUUCAUUCUCGACUUGAAAAGAAUUUGGAAGAGACCUCUCGAGAGACUCAUGCAAUGAAUUCCAAUAUUUCAACUCCUCUCUCUUCUUCAUCAGAGCCUUAUUCUCCAUUUUCCUCUUCUUCCUUUCCAACCAUGAAGAACAACACUUUACACUCUUCAACACCAAGUCAUAGUAUUAACCGUAUGUCACCAAGAAAAAACUCUUCUAAAAAGAAGGAACAUUCAACAUUCUCGGCAGGUAUGUCAUUCCACUACAAGGGAAGAAUGGGUUUUACGAGUAUGCAAUUUAUUCCAACAACGAGUGCUUGCAUGUCUCCUCCAAUUCUUGUCACUGGAGAUGCAGAGGGAUCGAUUCAAUUAUUCUCCAUUGGUCACGUCCAUGGCUCUCCAAAAACAAUGAUUGAGAAACCUUCUUUGAAAAUUUCAGUACCCAUGAAAUCUUUUGUCAAUAGAAUUUGUACAACAAAGAGUGGAGGAUGUCUUGUGGCAAGUGAUGAUUCUACCUUGUUUUUUUAUGAUUUAUGUCGACCAGCAGUGGAAGGAUGUCAACCAACAGUGAAAUUCGAAGGACACACCAAUGACUUGACCGAUGUCAAGAAAAAUACUUGGGAAAAUUUAUUUAUGAGCUCAUCGAUGGACAAGUCUGUGAAAUUAUGGUCUCCUCAACUCUCCAAACCGUUGUUUUCGCUCAAUAUUAAGGAAUAUGUCCAUUCGUGUUGCUGGAUGCCUUACAGUAAUCAUUACUUGUUGACAUGCUCACAAAAAGUCAUUACUGCACCUUGUUCGGAGAGUUGCAUCAAAAUUUGGGAUUUACGAAAAUUAUCGAGUCAUGUUUGUGAAAUUAUUGAGAAUGGAAAAUUCAAUGAGUUGCGCUCGUCUUUAACGACUUUCAAUGAUGACGAUUCAGAAAGUGAGAGUGAUGGAGACAAUUUUGGAGGAUCUUCGUUUUUUGGAUUCUGGUCUGCCUCAUCCUCGUCGUCAUCCUCGAGAAAAUCUUGGCAACGCGCUGCCUUAACAAGUUUUGGAGCAGCUACAUCCAUUUCAGAACCAGAAUCGUACUAUGAUUCGACAGCACAAAUGUAUGUGGAGCCAUUCCUGCCACAUCGAGCCUCAGAGAAGAUUUUUGACAUUCAAUUUUUGGACGAGUCACACUUGUUGUCCUCCUCACCGUUUUGCACCAAGAUUUGGAACAUUCAAGAAUUGUGUGGUGUUGAUGGUCGUACAAAGGAUGAGCAGAGCAAGAUGAAGGUCACUGGCAUGUGUACUCUCUCACACAAAUAUUAUUCAAAUUAUGAUGACACUUCAGUUCAAUCCUGUAAUGUUGUACCUGCUAUUCAUUCACCAACAGGUCACUUGCUGACUGGUUGCAAAGAUGGUCAUUUAUACAUUUGGAAUACAGCAAUUCACACUCAAAACACAAAUAAGAGAACGAAUUUCACAACACGAAUCAAACAAGCUCAUGUAGCAGCCAUUCGUUCCCUAUGCUGUAGUCAUGAAGGCGAUUUGUUUGCAUCGUGUGAUCAAUUAGGUCAUUUGUACAUUUCAUCCAUUUAUGAUGGUACGAGUGACGACAAUGCCAACAACAUGAACGACAAUAAUUGGAUAGACUUGAAUUGCAGCUUUGAUUCCAACUCCUCUCGCAACAAUACCUCUCAAAUAAGUAUCGACAUGAGCUCAAUAUUUUUUGAAGAUGAUCGAAUGCCAACCACUACGAGAUUGACAACCGAUCCAACAACUGUGGCUGGAUCUGUUGGUAGUGGCAGUAGCAGUAGUGGAGGAGAGGAGCAGUAUUAUUCUAAUAGUUCUAAUGAACAUAACUAUUCGAAUUUAUUUACAAUAACAUCUAGUCCGCAAAAGAGGUCAAAAGAUGCCGAGCUAGAGUCAUCAUCAAGAAGAAAGAAGAAAAAGAAAUAA
Naegleria lovaniensis is the source of this 2271-nucleotide messenger RNA. RefSeq lists its product as uncharacterized. Lineage: Eukaryota; Heterolobosea; Eutetramitea; Acrasida; Naegleriidae. Gene Ontology annotation, cellular component: TORC2 complex; TORC1 complex. The record is from RefSeq and is a predicted model, not a curated record. Gene Ontology annotation, biological process: TOR signaling; regulation of actin cytoskeleton organization. Gene Ontology annotation, molecular function: protein binding. The transcript has a single exon. Bases 1 to 2271 code for a protein of 756 amino acids.